Paramecium tetraurelia is the source of this 2529-nucleotide messenger RNA. RefSeq lists its product as uncharacterized. The transcript is spliced from 6 exons. The record is from RefSeq and is a predicted model, not a curated record. Lineage: Eukaryota; Ciliophora; Oligohymenophorea; Peniculida; Parameciidae. Gene Ontology annotation, molecular function: sterol binding. Gene Ontology annotation, cellular component: membrane; intracellular membrane-bounded organelle; cytosol.
AUGUAUCUAAACAAUUUAGAAUUUUAUAGUGGAAGUGGGUAUAAGCAGUCAGGUUUCUUAAAAAAGUGGAAGGAAAAACUUUUAGUUUUCAAUUUGAAUACGAAGGUUUUAUAAAUUUAAGAUGCAAAGACUCAAACUCAAAAGCAAAUUGAUAUUUCAAAUUACAACUUAAAGAAGUUGGGUAAGUAUUAAGAGAAAUGGUCAAUAAAACUAUCGUCAGCAUAAAAUGAAGUUAAAUUGGGAUGGAAUAGUGAAAAAGAUUUAUAACAAUGGAUUGAUUGUUUCACGGGAGAAUGGUAGAAGAAAUAGGAGCACUUAAGAUUUUUGGAGGAAUUUGAUAAAUCUCACCCUGAGAUUGAGCCAUAUAUUGAAAAAUAACCAUUGGUAUUUAGACCAAAACCAAGCUUAAUGAUUCGUGAUAAGAUUGAAAAUAUGAUUCCUCAUUUGCCAUAGUUCAUUUAAAAAGACAUGGAGAUUCUUCUGUAAAACACAUUAUAGAAUUUGGAUGGUUUCAGUGACAUUCAAAAUUUCAAGCAAAUAUUGGAUUAAGAAAAUGCAAAAUUGUAUCAGGACCCAAACGAUAAUUUGCAUAUGAAGUUGGUUUACUAUUCGAAAAUUGAGCCUCGGAGGAUUUAUGAUGAACAUGUGAUGCCAUCAACAUAAAAUUGGAUGCCUGAUAUAAUUAAGCAAUUUUAAGUAUUUCCAACUAAGAAAGGAUGUAGUUUGGUAUAUUUAGAAUUUGAGUUUAAAGAUGAUGCAAUUCCUAGAUAGCAUAGUAUUUAAGAUGAGGAUGUGUAAGAAGAAUAGCAUAACUUCAAAUUUCAUUCAUCUCAAUCACUGAAUUAGAAUGAGUAGGAUGAUAACAAUAAAAUAAGAAUAGUAUUCACAUAGAAGGGAUUUGAGAAGGACGGCAUCUAUUGUGUAUUUCGUAAGUACACAGGAUAAGAAAUGUAUCAUGAUUAGAUUGAUAGGAGUCUGGCAAAUUAAUUGGGCAAGUAUAAGAUCAUUAGAUCAGCUCUUGUUGUUUAACCAUCAAACAAACAGGAGUUCAAAAGUUUACUGAUAGAAGAAAUAUACGUGGAUUGUAAAGAUCUGGAUGGAGGAGAAAAGUUAUUGAAAAUCCUAUUGUUGAAUAUAACAUCUUCAGACAGAAAUCUGAUGCAAAUCUAAUAGGAAAUAUAAUAAAUAACUGAGAAUGUGGAAGUGAAAAAUGUAGAACUAUUCGAAACCAUUUAAAUCUCUAUUAAAUUAACGGAAUCUGAUAUUCAAAGGAUAACUUCAGAAUAGCAUUAGAUUUAAUCAAAGGAAGAAUUCUAAAAGUUAAUUGAAAAGGUGGGAAAUGGCCAAUACAUUUUAGAUGCGAUCGCAUAUCAUUCAGAUCAAACUAUUAUUUCUGGUUUAGACAAAAAACUACAAACCAAUGAUGAAGAAGGUCACUUCUUAUACACUAAAUACUACCGAGUUGACACCACUAAAGGUGGCUUAACCUAUCAUAAUGAAAGAUUAUUGAAGGAUUAAAGAUCUGUUCUCUUAAACAUGAUCAAAAGGAUGGGAUCCAAUCUUAUAUAAGGAAAAUCUGUAAUGUCUGUCUCCCUGCCUAUCUAAAUAUUUGAAAGUAGAUCCUUUCUUGAGAGAAUGGCUCGAGCUUAAGGACAUGCUCCUCUAUUUUUUGAACCUGCAGCAAAAUCUAAUGACCCUUUACAAUAAAUGAAAUAGACUAUUGCCUUUCAUAUGGCAACUUUUAUGAUGGGAAUUCAGUAAGAAAAACCAUUCAAUCCAAUUUUAGGAGAAACCUUUUAAGGUAGAAUACUUGGAUGCCCUAUUUAUUUGGAAUAGACAUCCCAUCAUCCACCAAUUUCUAAUUACAUUAUGUUUGGAAGAGAUUAUAAAUUGUAUGGAUCUUUCAGUCCUAUAGUUAAUAUGGGCUGCAAUAGUCUCUCUGGAGAACAGCAAGGACAUUCUAUAGUACAUUUUCAAAAUACAAAUUUAAAAUUUUAUUACAUUAAUCAACCAUUUACAGUUUAUAACAUUAUCACUGGACAAAGAAAUGUCAAUUGUCAUAAACGAAGUUUCUGUUUUUAGCCUGAUCUUUAAUUAUGUGCUGUUAUACAAUUCAACCCCAAAGAUGAAAAUAAAAGUUUUUUUUCAAGGUAAACCACACCAAUUGAUCAUUUCUUGGGGAAGAUUUAUAAGGUAUCUCCUAUGUUUAUUUAACGUUGUAAAAUGGCACAUAAAACUGGAUCAGGAUUGAAUUUGAAAUUGAAAAUCAGCAAAGAAGAAAUCUUAGAGACCUACGACUCUAUCAGUGGCCGAUGGACUUCUCAUUUAGACAUCAACGGCUAAAGAUUUUGGGAUAUUAACAUACAUAGACCCUAUGUGCUAGAAUUGGAGUCUAGACCUUUACCAUCUGAUUGUUUAUAUAGAUUAGAUUUACUUCUCAUGAAAAUGAAGGAUAUUUAAAGAGCACAAGAAAUGAAAGAAAAAAUGGAAGUAGAUUAAAGAAAGGAUUAAAAGUUAAGGUAAAAAUGA